Messenger RNA from Medicago truncatula (barrel medic), 3213 nucleotides. RefSeq lists its product as uncharacterized. The record is from RefSeq and is a predicted model, not a curated record. Lineage: Eukaryota; Viridiplantae; Streptophyta; Magnoliopsida; Fabales; Fabaceae. The transcript has 5 exons. The coding region runs from base 467 to 2965 and encodes 832 amino acids.
GUUUCGUUUGUUUCUGUUCAUUUCAUUUCUCUCUCUCUCUCUCUCUCCCCAAAAUCUUCAUUGAGAGCAGAGAGAAUGGCCCAUCACUGCAGAUCCAAAUCCCCAUUAUAACUGCUUUUCAUUCUUUCUUCUCACAAGCUAAAAAAUCACUUUUUGAUUUCCGUGCUCUUCUGGCUCUCUCCUUUUUUCAUUCCACAUUUUUCACUUUCUUCUUCUUCUUCUUCUUCUUCUUCUUCUUCUUCUUCUUCUACUUUUCUUUCUCUUUAGUCUUUGCUAUACUACUAAGUAUUACCAAUGCCUGUCAGCUUCCCUUUUCUUCUUCAUCAGGAUGAUGUUGAUCUUGUUUUCAGGACAAAAGAACAAUCCAAUUAAGCCUAGUAAUUCUAUUUUUCAAGGGUGUCCUUCCUUUGAAAUUGAGGGUACCAUGCUAUACCUUGUUUGAUUGAAACCUCCUACACUAUCAUUUAUGGCAUUGUUAGGUGCAAAUGUGCAAACUAAUGGCAAUUUUAGAGAAUACUAUUUAACAAAGGAGCUCAUCUUUGACUCUGGAGGUAGCACAUGGACCUCAUCAUCUAAUGUUAAUAAUGAAUUAAGGACUGAUUUCUACAACAUGGGUCCCUUCCAAUUAUCAUCACCUUGUACCCAUUUAGGCUACAACCAGGAGCUUGUAAAACAGACAAUACUCAAACAUGAAGCCAUGUUUAAGGAACAAAUUCGUGAGCUCCACCGUGUUUAUCAUAAACAGAGGGAAUUAAUGGAUGAAUUUAAAAGGAGUGAAUUACAUAAACAAAAUGUAAGGUUGGAGCCAUCAUGGUCUAGUUCUGCUUUGUUGUCGAAAAACGCAGAAAAGACAUUUUACUCACCAAACCGGCCCUGGUCAACCUCUCAAUCAUCUGUUUUAUUUGCCGAAAGCAUCCAGUUGCCACUGGCAUUUGCCCAAGAAAAAAGCAAGCAAAUUUUUCCUGCUCAUGCUUCAACUGUAACCGAAGAACCUUUAAAAGAUUAUAAACUACUAGAGUCCAUGUGCAGAAAAGUCGGUAAAAAAGUAUUGGAUCUUGAACUUCCUGCUGAUGAGUACAUUGAUAGUGAUGAAGGUGAAGAAAAUGUAAGGGUUACUGAAGUGCUCCAGGAUUCGGCUUAUUCUUUAAAUGGAGUUUCUCAGGUUUUGUGCGACAAUCAUGACAAACCACGCGGAAAUAGUUCUAGGGGGUCUGACAACUUAAAUGUAUCAUUUAAGCUCGACUUAAAUGUACCAUUUAGGCUUGAAGUAGAGGCAGCUACAAAGUCUUCUGAUAAGGAGGUCCCUUCACUUCAUAUGAACAAUUGUUUAUAUGAUCUGUCAAUGAAAACAAUAUUUGGAUCUCAAAACUUACACAAUGAUGCCAUCAACAAAAGACAGGAUCUUGAAGGAGGCUCACAUAACCAACGGCCAGACAAUGAGAAGAAAUGUGAAUGGAAGUUCUCAGGACACAAUGGUGGUUUGUUGGAUUCUUUUGCUAAAAGUAUUCAUACGGAAAAGCAAUAUUUUUCAGUUGAUUCAUUAAGUAAGAAUAUGGAGCAAUUUGUUGAUCUUUCAUGUUUUCAUUCCUCACAUCAAAUUAACCGAGGUCCUUGGACAGAGAGAAAAUUUUCUAGCAGUGCGAGCUCCACACAAACUCAAUGUCCCACAAGUAAAGGUUUGCUUGGAGCAAUGGGGUUGCCUUGUCUUAAAGAAAGUAAAUUCUCAACCCAAAUUGAAUCUGCUGUUGUAAAUCCUUAUGAAACAGGAGUUACACAUGGUUUGGAAUUAAAGAAGAUUGAGGAAAGCAACUUAGGUGCAGAGAAGACUCUUGCAUUUCACAGCAAUGGAAAUCCUCGCAUGUCAUCCGAUCUGCAUUAUUUUCACGACUUUGCCACCAAACUCUUCCAAAACCAUCCCAAAAAUCAAAGGAUUGAAGAUAUUGAGAAAGACUGCAUAGCUGAUGUAAAGUCACCUUGUGCUGAUGUGCCUGACUUGGGGGAACAGAUUCCGGCAGGUGAGCAUUUGAUUGAGAAUGAGAAGAAGCGUGAACUUUUGGCAGGUAUUAUCGACCUAAAUUCAUGCAUGACAGAGGAUGAGAAUAUGCCAAUUGCUAUUGAUGUUGAUUUACAUGCACCGUCAAGUCCAGAGAACAAGGAAUGCUCUCCACCCAGAGGAGAAUCAGAUGAAAACCAGCUUGUGACGCCCUUUCAAUUUGCAGAACAAGAGGAUCUUCAUGUGCAAGAAGAGCAAACCAGAUAUGCAGCAGAGGCUUUGAUUUCCAUAUCAGGAUUUGCACCCCAGAAAGAUAUCCAAAUGACACCUUGCUCACCGUCUAAAUCUUUUGUGAAUAGUCCUCUUCACUGGUUUGCUGGAAUUGUUUCCACAACUAUGUAUCAUCCAGAGAAUGAUAAUGAAACUGAUUUCAAUGGUAAGGUUAACAAUCUCGAGGAGUUUCUGUCUGGUGAAAUGGAUUACUUCGAGUUCAUGACCUUAAAUUUGACGGACACAAAAGCCCCAGAUCACUGCUGUAAGAGUAUGGGCCAAACCGAACAAAUUGGUGGAUCAGCUUCAACACCAACUCAGCCAAGGAAGAGUGUUCGGACGUAUAGAGGAAGGUGGCGAAAGGAUUUUCAGAGUGAAAUCCUCCCAAGCAUUGCUUCUUUGUCAAGGUAUGAGGUGACUGAGGAUCUUCAGACCAUUGGAAGCCUUGUAAGUACUGGUACUCAGUCCGAGACAGGUUCUCUGAGAAAUGCAAGUAGAAAUCUACUGAGUAAGGGGAAGAGAAGAUCGUGUGCUUCAGCUUCUAACACCGAAGACACAGACUUGCUGUUGAAUUUGAAACAGCUAACUGCUAUCACUAAAUUGGAAUUUGAGAAAAAGGGCCUAAUGAGUUGGGGAAAGACGUGUAAAAAGCGAAGGGGACAGAGAUUUCGCAUCACUAAUCCUCAGUUUAUUUGGAGCUAAGUAUAUAGCUAAUUAUAAGACUAUGUUCAUUGACAUUGGAUGAGAUUUUUAUGAAGGAUAGGAUUAUUUGUAAAUGUCUUAAUAUACAAUAUUAGUAACUGAGGAUAGAAAAAGAACUCUAUUGUAUUUGUAUGUAUAUCCUGGUUUUUUCUUGGGAUUGAAUACAUCGUAUCCUCUCAUGCAGGAGAUGGAAUAACUUUUUUCCUUCUUGUAUGAUUGUUAGAAAUUGAAUUCAGUAGCUUUGCCCA